AUGCUGGACGCCGACCCUCGCGAACAAUACCCCAGCCUGCGUCUUACCGGCCGAGUCAUCAGUGCUGCUUUCUGCAUCCCCUAUAAGCUCUAUCUCCACCCCGGGUCCGACUGGGAGUUGAAACCCCGUCCGGGAACCUCCGCUUUAUUUGACUCUAUGGCCUACCUUGGUUCUGGCGAAUCGAGAUGGUCUCAUACCCUCGUUGGCUGGACCGGCGAGGUCGAACCGGUCCAGGAGACAGCGAUUCCUCUGCAGCAGAUUCCCAUCAACACGAGUGCCAAAGUGCCAACCACCCUCAACGGUUCGGCCUUGCCCCUCAACAAAGCUGCCGCACCGGUGCCGGUGGAUGCCAACCAACGCCUACCCAGUCAUCCUCUCCUGGAUGGCUUCGAAGUGGACCUGGAGGACCGAGAAAGGCUCGAUAAGCAGUUGAGCUCCAGCCGUUACGGUAAAAUCGUGCCGGUCUGGUUGACUGGUGAAUCGGAACAUCCAGACGACACGGUCUUCUUGGACGACCAGGGCCGGUGGAGGCGUUACGCCGAGCGCGAGCUCUACCCACUCCUUCACUACAAACAGCAUGGGCCCACGGACGGCAAAUCGGAACGCAAGUGGUGGGCCGACUACGUCCGCAUGAAUCGCCUUUUCGCCGACCGCAUUGCGCAAGAGUACAAGGAAGGAGAUAUUGUCUGGAUCCAUGAUUACCACCUUUUCCUGUUGCCGAGUAUGCUGCGUCAACGCAUCCCCAACAUCUACAUUGGCUUUUUCCUUCAUGCGCCAUUCCCCAGCAGUGAGUUCAUGCGCUGCUUGGCCAAGCGCAAGGAGGUGCUUACGGGGGUCCUGGGGGCCAACAUGAUCGGCUUUCAGACGUUUUCGUACUCUCGACACUUCUCAUCUUGCUGCACGCGUGUCCUUGGGUUUGAUUCCAACUCGGCCGGUGUGGACGCCUACGGUGCUCAUGUAGCAGUGGACGUCUUUCCGAUAGGCAUCGAUACCAAGACGAUCCAAAAGGCAGCCUUCGGGUCUGCGGAGAUAGAAAAGGCUGUCUUGGGUAUUCGGAAACUUUAUGCCGGAAAGAAGAUUAUUGUCGGUCGUGAUCGACUAGACAGUGUCCGCGGUGUAGCCCAGAAGCUGCAGUCAUUCGAGGUGUUCCUCGAGCGGUACCCCGAAUGGCGGGAUAAAGUAGUCCUGAUUCAGGUGACCAGCCCAACCAGCGUCGACGAGCAGAAGGAAGAGAACAAGAUUGCCAGUCAGGUCUCUAAUCUGGUUUCUACCAUCAACGGCCGGUUCGGGUCAUUGAGCUUUGCUCCCGUCAAGUACUACCCGCAGUACCUCUCUCCUCAUGAGUACUUUGCGCUGCUGCGUGUCGCUGACGUCGGACUCAUCACCACGGUCCGGGACGGCAUGAACACGACCAGUCUGGAGUACAUCAUCUGCCAACAGAAUAAUUAUGGCCCCCUGAUCCUCUCCGAGUUCUCUGGUACAGCGGGGACUUUGUCCAAUGCCAUUCAUAUCAACCCAUGGGAUACCGUCGGUGUGGCGGGAGCCAUCAACAAGGCCCUGACCAUGUCUCCGGAAGAGAAGAUGUCGCAGCAUCAGAAGCUCUACAAGCACGUCACUGCAAACACAGUUUCGUCCUGGUCAAAGCAGUUUGUCACUCGUCUCCUCACCAACCUCUCGUCGUUCGACCAGUCGGUGGCAACACCGGCCCUCGAUCGGGCCAAGCUGGUGCGGCAGUAUCGUCGGGCUCGGAAGAGACUAUUCAUGUUUGACUACGAUGGUACUCUUACUCCGAUUGUCAAAGACCCACAAGCUGCGAUUCCCUCGGAUCGGGUGCUGCGUACCAUCAAGUCCCUCGCCGCAGACCCACGGAAUGCGGUUUGGAUCAUCAGUGGACGUGAUCAAGCCUUCUUGGAUGAGUGGAUGGGCCACAUUCCCGAGCUAGGACUGAGUGCAGAGCACGGGUGCUUCAUUCGCAAGCCCCACUCGGAUGACUGGGAGAAUCUGGCCGAACGGAGUAACAUGGGCUGGCAGAAGGAGGUCAUGGAUACGUUUCAGCACUUCACAGAACGGACACAAGGCUCCUUCAUCGAAAGAAAGCGCGUGGCCCUGACGUGGCAUUAUCGCCGGGCGGACCCGGAGUAUGGAGCGUUCCAGGCCCGCGAAUGCCGGAAGCAGCUUGAAGACACCGUUGGGAAGAGAUGGGAAGUUGAAGUCAUGGCCGGGAAAGCCAACUUGGAAGUUCGGCCGACGUUCGUUAACAAGGGAUUCAUCGCGGCUCGCCUCGUCAAUGAGUACGGCACUGGCCCUGGGCAGGCUCCUGAGUUCAUCUUUUGCUCCGGGGAUGACUUUACAGAUGAAGACAUGUUCCGUGCCCUACAGAAAUUUGACCUGCCGCAAGAUCACGUCUACUCGGUCACUGUUGGUGCGAGCUCGAAGCAAACGGCCGCCAGCUGGCAUCUCCUGGAACCCGCCGACGUGAUUGAAACCAUCUCGAUGCUCAACAAUAGCUCAUGCUCCCAGGAGUAUUGA
Molecule: messenger RNA, 2529 nt
Organism: Aspergillus niger
Lineage: Eukaryota; Fungi; Ascomycota; Eurotiomycetes; Eurotiales; Aspergillaceae
Exons: 3
Coding region: 1-2529 (842 amino acids)
Biological process (GO): trehalose biosynthetic process; cellular response to heat; fungal-type cell wall organization
Cellular component (GO): cytosol; alpha,alpha-trehalose-phosphate synthase complex (UDP-forming)
Molecular function (GO): catalytic activity
Source: RefSeq, a predicted model, not a curated record